AUGUCGCUGCUCAUGUCCCGUUACGCAGAGGCACACGCCAACCAGAAAGGACCCGGCGAUGCCAGACCUACUGCUCUGCAAAUCAUCAAAGAUGAGCAAAGAGAGGGGAACAUGACGGACAGGGUUGUGCUCAUUACCGGUUGUUCUUCAGGACUUGGAGUCGAGACAGCGAGAGCCAUGAAAGCUACCGGCGCAACGGUUUUUGUCACUGCUCGCAAUAUGGACAAGGCAAAAGAAGCGCUUGGGGAUAUUCUCGAUGGCGACCGUGUCCAUCUCCUGAAGCUCAAUCUCGAGUCCUUUGAUAGCGUUCGAUCUUGUGUCGAAGAGUUCAAGUCAAAGAGCAGCACUCUCAAUAUCAUCAUUGAGAACGCUGGUAUUCGACACGUGCCACUGGGUAGGACUUCAGAUGGCUAUGAAAGGCACUGGGGCACGAAUCAUCUAUCGCAUUUUCUCCUGCUUGAGCUUCUGAGGCCGACUCUAUUGGCAUCAUCAACUUCAGAAUUUUGCUCUAGAGCCGUGAUUGUCUCUUCUACUGCGCAUAGGAAUGCGCCCAUGGACUUUGGAGACUUGAACUGGGAAAAGCGCAAAUACGAUCAUGCCAUUGCAUACGGCCAGAGCAAGCUAGCCAAUGUUUAUACCGCUAGUGAGAGUGAAAGACGAUACGGCGCCCAAGGCCUUCACGCAUGGAGCGUGCACCCAGGCGGCAUUCGAACAGGACUACAAUCAACAGGUCAAUUCGACAUCAAAGAUUGGAUAGUAGUGAUUAAAUCUGGCCCUAUUGCAACCUUGAACACGAUGAUGAAUGCUGAACAAGGCGCCUCAACGUCGGUAUGGGCCGCUGUUAGCAGAGAUUUGGAAGGCCAAGGAGGAAAGUACUGUGAGAGGAAUCGGUUCAGCGAGCCUCUAAAGAAAGGCUGGAAAAUGAUUGACCCAGGCCAUGCCGAAUGGGCGUACGAUGAGACCGCAGCGGCAAGGUUGUACGAUCUAUCUUUGAAGGAGAUAGGAGCAUAA
Trichoderma atroviride IMI 206040 is the source of this 1011-nucleotide messenger RNA. RefSeq lists its product as uncharacterized. The record is from RefSeq and is a predicted model, not a curated record. Lineage: Eukaryota; Fungi; Ascomycota; Sordariomycetes; Hypocreales; Hypocreaceae.